This is a messenger RNA of Paramecium sonneborni, 761 nucleotides long. The record is from the annotation of a GenBank genome assembly. NCBI's taxonomy places the organism in Eukaryota, Ciliophora, Oligohymenophorea, Peniculida, Parameciidae.
AUGAAAUAUAACUAAAAGUAUAAGAUUUAGAUAAAGAAAAUAGAAGUAACAAACUUAAAUGGUAACAUUAGGUUGAUGAAAUAAACAAGGAUUAUAAUUUAUAAGUUGAAAAUUUAACAAAACAAGUUGAAAGUUUAGAGUAAUAAAUUUAAGAACAUAAGUAAGAGAAAGAUAAUCUUAAGAGAUUGAUAAUUUAAAAGGAUGAUGAUAUUUAAUUAAGAGAAGAGAAAAAUAAAUUAGAGUUAUAAUCUGUAACUAAAAAUUAUAACAUGAAAAUAAGAGAAAAGGAAGAUAUUAUAGAAUAAAUGAAAGCAGAUAUCUUAUAAUAUUAAUAAAAUGAAUUUGAAUAAUCAAAUUUGAUUAAGUUUUUAGAAAGUGCUAAAGAGAAUUUAGAAAAAUUAUAAAAAGAGAAUUAUGAAUAUACAAAACGAAUAUAGUUGACAAAUGAAAAAUAAUUUGAAUAGAUUAAGGAAUAUGAAUAGAAAAUAAUAUUUUUAAAUGGAGUGAUAAAAGAAUUAGAAUAAAAAAGAGAUUAGUUGGAAAUUGAGAUAUCAAAUUAGUAAUUGAAUAAUUAGCAUACUGUUAUAGAGAAUGAUAUAAAUGAAAAAGUCUAAGAAACUUCAGAUUAAUAAAUUGAAUAAUUGUAAGAGGAAAUUAUAUCUUUAAAAUGUAGAAUAGGAGAUAUGUUAAAUACGGCUUCAGAUAUAGGAGGUUCAAAGUUGGUAGAUAGAUUAUAAUGUGCUUUAGGAAUAAAAGAAUGA